GAUGCGGCGGCUCGUGCCGGCCCGGCUGGCGCUGCUGCUGGAAGUGGGUGUGCGCGCGCUGCUGCUGGGGCUCUUCCUGAUCACUGAAGUUCUGCCUCCAUUCCAGCGAGUCAUCCAGCCUGAAGAAAUGUGGCUGUAUAAAAACCCCUACGUGGAGUCUGACCAUGUACCAACCAAGCCCAUGUUUGUCAUUUCCUUUUUAUCUCCUGUGGUUUUGAUUCUUCUGGCCAAAUUCUUCAUGAAGGCUGACCGAGAGGACACACGAGAAGCAUGCUUAGCUGUCAGCCUGGCUCUUGCCCUGAAUGGCAUCUUCACCAAUGCUGUGAAGCUGGCUGUGGGCAGGCCACGGCCCGAUUUCUUCUACCGCUGCUUUCCAGACGGACGGGAAAUGCUUCAGCCUUCGGCAACCCUUCAGCUGCUGUGCACGGGCGAUGUACAGGUCGUGACGGAAGGCCGCAAGAGCUUCCCCAGUGGACAUUCCUCGUUUGCCUUUGCUGGGCUGGCCUUUGGUUCCUUCUACAUAGCAGGAAAGCUCCACUGCUUCGCACCCGGCGGGCGGGGGCAGUCCUGGCGCCUCUGUGCCUUCUUAGCACCGCUCUUCAUUGCCAUGCUCAUCGCGCUGUCCCGCACCUGUGAUUACAAGCAUCACUGGCAAGAUGUGCUGGUUGGUUCAGGAAUGGGCUUUGUGUUUGCGUACCUCUGCUACAGACAGCAUUACCCGCCUCUGACCGACCCCGAGUGCCAUCAGCCGCUGCAACGCAAGUCAAGGUUCUCUGCCCCAGAGAGGCAAAAGUUGACAGUCUCUGGCUUCAGCUUAGACGUAUAAAAAACUGGAGGACCCCAGCCACAGAACCUGCAAGCCCCGGACUAGAGGAGAACAGAGGGCACAGGAGUCCAUGCUACCCUGGGUCUGGAAGGAAAACGGGCACCCUCAUUCAAAGCAGCAGCAGCCCGCUUGGGGCUCUGGGCAGCUCAUGACCCUUCUCCCUCACAAGUCUUUGGCUGAGAAAGGAGCACUGCCUUGUGCUGGUGUGACAUGCUGUGAGAGGCGUGUCCCCCCCGUGUCCCAGACAAAACAGGAUCUUGGAAUCCAAGCUGGUUCUUUAUAGCCAAUGUUAGAAAAAAAAGUCUCUCAGAAAAUCGCAACAAACCCGUCACGACGAGCUAGUCCAGCUGCUCUGCUUCCAGUGCAAGGCUGCUGAACCUGCAGUUCUCCUCCCCACAGAUCAAUAUAAAGCCGUUCUGGCUGCUGAGCUGCAAGCAGGCAUCCUACAGAAGAGGGCAUCUGAAGAGCUGUGGCUCCAGGCGACUUGAGCACACCAAGCUGCAUACUAAGAAAGGUUGCCCUGCAUUGUAACAACUCGAUAGUCGGCACAUGCCAGAAGGAUUUCAAGGAGAGCUGUGUUUUCUGCAAACAUAACUACCUCCUGUCUCCUCCUCACCUGCACACACACAUCGGCAGCUGCUGUUUGCUUUCAAAGGUCUCCAUGCAAGAGGUCAGCAGCAUCUGAAAGUUUAUUGAGGCAGACGUCCGAGCGACACUUGCUUGAUUGGAUGUGCGAGUGCCACCUUCACAGCAUGAAGUUUCGCUCUUUCCAAUAGACAGGUAAAUAUCAGUCUGCGAUCCUGAGCAGCUCUGCUCCCAAGAUCGGUUCCACAGCAGUGAAUGGAACGUCCUCUAAUAAAUGAGCUUAGGGAUUGCAGACAGAGUAGACUGAGAAAUUUAAACAGGAGAGCAGGGGAAUGUCAUAAUCCCCGACUGCUGGUCUUGGUGGCUGGGGCUGAUGGGAGUUGUAAACCAAAACCUUUGGAAGCAGUAGGCGGCUUCCUGCUGCUGUAGGAUAGUGCUUCGUACUUCUGAUGAAGACAGCUCUUCAUCAGCUUCUUCCAUUUGCCACCUUAUUGCCACAAGACUCUGCAAUGGACUCAGCACCAGAUCCUUUGCCAUUCCCAAGCCUGUGGUCCUUUUGGCUGCCUUCAAAAGCAGGUUCUGUGCUGCAUGGAAAAGGUCCUCCUUUAGAUAGAACUAGCACUGUGAAUAAGAGCAGCACAUAUGUUUGGUGGCCCGGAAUGGUAGGUUCCAAUUUGAAGCCUGAAGUUGAGUCCUUGGAGCAAUGAAGGAAAGCUUAGUAGAACAUGAGCAUCAUCUUGCACUGUCAGAAGACCAAACACUUGGACAGUGGGCCAUGGCUAUGUGUAUGUCUUUAAUUUUCCUUAUUUCCCACCUCUCUCUCUCUCCUUUUUUUUUUUUUUUUUUUUUUGAUCCCUGUCUUGGAAAAUCUAAACUCUGCAAACUCUAGUCUUAGCAGCAUAUUCUAUAAAGAAUCAGGGUAGUUUCUGUUGAAUGUCAAAGCUGCAUCUUUUUGGUACAGAGCCAAUCCUACUGUUAACAUGCUGAAGAAAAAUUAUGGCUGGAGAAUCAAGUCCAGUCUUGUGACAUAUUGCAGUGUACAGCAACAAAGCCAUGUUGUAUCUCAGUUAAUUUUUCUUCAUCUAUGUCAUCCUCAGGAGAUUGCAAAGAAUGUGGGUCUCAGGAUUCAUACAGCCAUCUUGGCAAGUCAGUGCUGAGAUGUCUGGCCCUUCCCACACAGACACAAAGUUCAGUAGCCUUCUCAGCAUCCCUUUGUCACUUGUAGUAUAAAAAUAGGGAGGAAGGCACAUUUCUGUCCACCUUCUUAAUCUGUCCUUGUUUGUUUUGUUAAAAUGUGUUCUAUGCCUCAUUUAAAACUUGCAUCCCAGCCCACUUCCAUUCACUGUCAUCACUAAAAAUGGUCACACCAAGCUGCAUGUGCACAUCAGAAGCAGUGGACUGGGGCAUGAUACCAACAGUGGCAUUUGAAAGAGGAUUAGAACAGGGUAUCAGACUCAUCCACACUAUUAUAUUCCUGAUCACUAUGCAUGGGUGUGAAAGCUGGACCUUGAAGAAGCUGACUGGAAAUAAAUUGAUGCAUUUGAAACAAAGGAGAGUUUUACAAAACCCUGAACUGUCAGAAAGGACAAGUGGGUCCUAGAUCAAAUCAAGCCAGAACUUUCCCUGGAAGCAAAAAUGAUGAAACUGAAGCUGUUGUACUCUGGGCACAUCACAAGAAGGCAAGUCUCCCUGGAGAAGACGAUUGUGCUAAGGAAAGUAAAAGUUAGAAGAAGAGAAAGACCAAAUAUGGGAUAGAUGGACUCCAUAAAGGAAGCCACAGCUGAGAAUUUACAAGGGCUGAGCAGGGCUGUCAGAGGCAGGACAUUUUGGAGGAUGCUCGUCCUUGGGUCACUGUAAGUUGGAAACAACUUGAUGGCAUGUAACAGCAAAUCAAAAACUCAUGCUAAUAUCAUUCACCCAGCCAGUCAGAGGCCAAAAUGGCCAGGCAAACCUCCUCUGCCUUGCUGCAGCUUCCACAAUUAACUGGUUGCUUUGAUUGGCUGAUAUGCUAAAUACUCUGCCGCUGUGUACUUUUGCUUAGCCGGGUGUCAGAUCUCCCCCCCCCCCCCCCCAGAAGCCUGACAGGGCUGAGCAUAGCUUGAAAACCGCUAGUUCUAAAGCCAUCAUAAUUCCUAACUGGCCACCAGCUGCUUCAAGGCUUGCUUUGCAUGUGCACGCACCCUCUUUCUGGAGCAGUUGCACAGAAAGCAGUAGACCAAACCUACAUCCAACGGCUUACUCUGCCUUGGCACAGGCUUCACAGAGAUCAUCUCUGUCCAGCUCAGCCUUCUUCACCCAAGUAUUGUGUCCACAGUCAGAGGCAACUUCUUUCAUUGGUUUGCGUUUGUCCUGAGAUUCGGUGUUCAUUCACACAGGGGGAGUGUGCAGCUUUGGACGGAGUUUGUCAUUCCAUAAUGCAGACAACUGGGGGUGGCAACGUGAACACAAGUCCACUCAGGGCUGGAUCUUAAAUCUGAAGGGACUUUUAAGUGGGCCAUCUCUUUUCAAGGAACGUUUGGGGGCAGAUCAAGGCUGCCUGGCCAAGCUGCUGGCUACAAAGCCACCCUUUCCCCAGGGCAGCUUUUUAGUGGACCACUCUAUUUUAAUGCUACCACAGAAAGCAAAAGACUGCUCCCUCCUGCCACAAAAGGCAAUCCAGAAGCAGGAUUUGCCUGCUGCUUUCUUCAUGCCAAAGUUUAGACUACAAAUGUGUUUCUCAUGCUCAUCAAAACAAGAUGGGUCUUCAUAUGAAGCUCAGUCAGAAGGGCAGAAAGGCCAUAAUAGGCAUUCAUCUACAAUGGGUAGACAGCUUUGGGAGGCUACUUCUCCCACUCUGGUUCUCCGGUAGCUACAGAACUGCACGUGCCAAUUCAUCAGUGGCAAGGAGGAAAGGCACACGUCGAUAAACAGUAGGAGAGCCAAAUUUAACUUGAUCGGAUGAUGUGACAGGUUUUGCCACCACAAAUUUUAGUGGCAUAGCAGGGGCUGCCUGCGGUUUGUGGAUGGUUGCCCAGACCGGCCUAUCGCAUUCCCAAGCUUUUUAUUCCAGAGUUGUGCUGCUCCCCAUUCAGGCAGAGCAAGCACUUCCUCCUCUGACCAGGAGUGAAGCGCUCACGGAUGUGGUCGUUGCGCUCGUGAUGUCACCGACAAGUGAUGUUAUGCAUGCUUUUCAGCCAGGGUUGGCAGUUCAUGUUCAGCAAUGUUGCACUGUUCAGUUCAGGGGAUCUGGUUGAUGCAUGCUUUCCUGCCCCUGUGGACGGAUGUUGGUUCUGCAGCAGAUCAAAACAGCGACCAACUAAAUGUUGCCACAACAUAGCAAACAUCCAUGGUUACAGUGUUCCUCUGAUGUUUAUGUGCCUGGCAAUCAAAAGUGUGCUGUCCUUUGGCCGUAGAGUUUUCAUGUUGCCACUACUAUCAAACUGGCCAUCAUUUAUUUCUAGUAUUGAAACACUUUUGGCCAGCACAUUCUGUUCCUGCGUUUAGGGCCAGGCUGCGCUGAAUCCUUCUGUCUGGAGGGAGCAUUGCUGUAGUAAGAACUACACAAUCAUUUUUACUGUCCACAUUUUGUAUAUUUAUUUUUAGAGGCAGAACUUUAGAGGAUGCUUUCAUGGUCUUAGGGUCUCGUUUUUGAAAUGUCCAGUAAAAAUGCCAGUACUUUAAAGAGCAACAGCCAUGUUAUUUUUGUGGUCCUCACAUCAUCUUAACUCUGGAGAGGCAUG
Varanus komodoensis (Komodo dragon) is the source of this 5130-nucleotide messenger RNA. It is a transcript of the gene PLPP5, whose product is annotated as phospholipid phosphatase 5. Gene Ontology annotation, molecular function: phosphatidate phosphatase activity. NCBI's taxonomy places the organism in Eukaryota, Metazoa, Chordata, Lepidosauria, Squamata, Varanidae. Gene Ontology annotation, biological process: phospholipid metabolic process. Bases 2 to 826 code for a protein of 274 amino acids. The transcript has 7 exons. The record is from RefSeq and is a predicted model, not a curated record.